Messenger RNA from Eublepharis macularius, 1667 nucleotides. It is a transcript of the gene PBK, whose product is annotated as PDZ binding kinase. Lineage: Eukaryota; Metazoa; Chordata; Lepidosauria; Squamata; Eublepharidae. The transcript is spliced from 8 exons. Gene Ontology annotation, biological process: protein phosphorylation. Gene Ontology annotation, molecular function: protein serine/threonine kinase activity; ATP binding. The record is from RefSeq and is a predicted model, not a curated record. The coding region runs from base 203 to 1174 and encodes 323 amino acids.
GGAAUUUUGGUAGGAUUGUCUGUUUUCAUAUUCUGUUUUUUUUUAACUCCUCCCGUCUCUCCCGAGAUCUUUUCCUGCCCUGCAAAAACAGAACUGGAGUCCAGAAGGUGGGUACGGGGGACUACAAGGAUCAGCUUCCCUGCUUUUUAUUCCAAGGAAGUUUUCCCGCAUUAAAGGACUUAUUUAAGGGUAAUUCUUGGCAAUGGAGGCAGAACCUAUCUUCAAGACCCCCAGCAAACCAGCUGAAAGAAAGAAAGCAGGACCAGAUUGUUCUCCAUCUUUAAUAUCUAUCCCAGCUUCUCCCUUCAUGCAGAAGCUUGGUUAUGGAACUGGAGUCAAUGUUUAUCUUAUGAAAAGAUCUCCAAAAGGGAUCUCUCAUUCCCCCUGGGCUGUGAAGAAGAUAAAUCCUAAAUGUGACUCCAAUCAGCGAAACACAUAUCAGAAAAGACUAAAUGAAGAAGCUAAGAUUUUGAAAAAUCUUCAGCACCCAAACAUUGUGGGAUAUCGUGCAUUUACUGAAGCCAAAGAUGGGAGUAUGUGCCUUGCCAUGGAAUAUGGGGGAGAAAAAUCUCUCAAUGACCUAAUAGAAGAGAGAAGAGCACAACACCUGGGGCCCUUUCCAGCUGCCACCAUCCUCAAAGUUGCCUUGCACAUGGCAAGAGGACUGAAGUAUCUACACAAUGACAAAAAAUUGCUUCAUGGAGACAUCAAAUCUUCCAAUGUUGUCAUUAAAGGUGCCUUUGAAUCAAUAAAGAUCUGUGACGUGGGAGUUUCAUUGCCUCUGGAUGAGAACAUGACGGUGAGUGACCCAGAGGCCCACUACAUUGGCACUGAGCCCUGGAAACCAAAGGAAGCUCUGGAGGAAGAUGGCACCAUCACCGACAAGGCUGAUAUCUUUGCAUUUGGGCUGACUCUGUGGGAAAUGAUGACACUUUCCAUACCUCAUCUUACCCUUCCCGGAGAUGACGAAGUAUCAGAUGAAGAUGCUUCUUUUGAUGAAGACGACUUUGACGAAUCUGCAUACUAUGAGGCUCUUGGGACAAGGCCUCUACUCAAUGUGGAAGAGCUAGGCCCGCUGUAUCAAAAUGUCAUCGAGCUGUUCUCUGUCUGCACCUUUGAGGAUCCUAAGAAACGUCCCGCAGCUGCGCUCAUUGUUGAUUGCUUAGAAGCAUAGGGAUCCGCACAACAACCACCUUCUCUGUAUUCCUGCACUGCUGUUGCAGUUUCUCAUAUUUUUCCUGACUUUUCUUUCGGCCACCAUUGAAAUGACUAGAUGUUGGAUGUAUAUAGUUACAUGGGGAAACUGUGACGUAAAUGCUCAGAAAAUGGAUGGUUCCCAGUGUAAAGAUUUUAUAGCCUUGAAAGAUUGUUCCAAGUAGUUUCUCCAAGGAUAGAAAUACUUCGUUGAGUUGCUGAUAAACCUCUGGAAGGUUCCAUGUUGUAUUGUUUCCCUUUUCCAUCCCCCUCCCCCAUUGUUUUGCAGUAUUUUUUGUUAACUUAAUUCUUUAUACUCUUGUCUUAUUUGUUGACCGAGGCUAGCUAAAACUAGUUGUAGGUCUUCACUAAUGCAGUUUCUGAGGAAGUAAUGUACUGUAUGGCUUAUUUACUACCCUGCACUAGUACUAGUUUUACCUGCUAUUUUAUGUAACAGUAUAAAAUAAAGGGCA